Messenger RNA from Acanthocheilonema viteae, 918 nucleotides. The record is from the annotation of a GenBank genome assembly. Lineage: Eukaryota; Metazoa; Nematoda; Chromadorea; Rhabditida; Onchocercidae.
AUGGUGAUAAAACCAGAGUGGCGUAUCGAAAUUGGUUUCAUAACUUUUCAGUCAUUGUUGGAGGAGGCAGGGGGGGAAAUAUCAAUGUUAAUCAGCAGCGUGGAUGAAGAUGUACCGCAGCGUGACCUUCAUGAACCGAUCAUCGAUGAUUUCUGCUUCAUGGAGCCUCCAUAUGGAACUCCUGCUGAGUUUGUUGAAUCACAUUUCGGCAAACAUUCAGGUGCGAAGAAUUUGCAGUUCUUAAAAGGAACUACAACACUUGCGUUCAUCUAUGAGCCAAAAACACCAGCAGAUAAGGGAGGAAUUAUAAUUGCUGCGGAUUCGCGUGCAUCUGCAGGGGAAUACAUAUCAUCUAAGAAUGUUAUGAAAAUAUUGGAUAUCGGGGAUCGAAUGGUAACAACUAUGGCUGGUGGUGCUGCCGAUUGUCAGUUUUGGACGCGUAUCGUUGCCAAAUAUUGCACACUAUACGAACUUCGAGAAAAGACAGAAAUUACUGUGGCUGCUGCAAGCAAAUAUUUCCAGAAUGUUUUGUAUUCUUAUCGAAAUCAUGGAUUAUCAGUUGGUUCCAUGAUUGCCGGGUAUGACAAGCGUGGUCCUGCAAUUUUCAAAGUGGACAGUGAAGGACAACGUGUCCAGUUAAGAUUAUGUAGCAUAGGUUCAGGCUCGCUGAGUGCUUAUGGCAUCCUAGAUAAUUUUUCUCAGCCUAAAAUGACAGAUGAAGAAGCAUAUAAACUGGGUCGGCGAGGAAUAAUGCAUGCUACUUAUCGCGAUACCGGUUCUGGCGGUGUUUGCAAUAUGGUACACAUUUCGCCAACAGAAAAAAUACGCUUCCCGCCACUUGACGUCUCGCAACUUUACUAUGAAUUUGCCAGUGAGCUGGGACGGGAUAUUGUUUAUGAACCUGAAAUGGAAACAUAA